This is a messenger RNA of Erigeron canadensis, 808 nucleotides long. RefSeq names its product FK506-binding protein 4-like. Bases 116 to 610 code for a protein of 164 amino acids. The record is from RefSeq and is a predicted model, not a curated record. NCBI's taxonomy places the organism in Eukaryota, Viridiplantae, Streptophyta, Magnoliopsida, Asterales, Asteraceae. The transcript has 5 exons.
AUGACUUUAAUCUAAUCUAAUAAUAAAUAGCGGGGAGAAAACUCGAUAGAACCCUAAACGACGUUACUUUCUCUCCAACACGAAGGAACGAACGAACGAAGCAAAAAGAAAAAAAAUGGCAACGGAGGUGGAUGAUGGUUAUGUAACAACGGGGGUGGAUGAUAAUUAUGUAGAGGAGGAGGGUGAUUAUUAUGAUGAGGAGGAGGAUUAUGAUUAUGAUGAAGAAUAUGUGGAGGAGGAGGAGGAUGAAUAUGGUUUUUUGUCAGAUGUUUUUGCAACGGAGGGUGAUGAGGAUGAGACGGAAACUUUGAAGUAUUUUGAACUAUUGAAAGUCCCUGCUGAGGAUUAUAAAAAUCUAUCCCCUGAACAAAGAGUACACUGGAUGACAGCACAUUUCCUUAUACAAAGAAACGAACCACCAAAACCACCAAAAAAAGAACAAGUUUCAAAUGGAGAAGAACAAGUAUCAAAAGUCGAAGAAGAAUCAAAAGUGGCAGAAGACGGCGACGUAGAAGAAGAAUCAAAAGUACCAAAAACGAGUGAUGAUGAUGGAGGAUCCGGACCAAGGGGGGCCUCUUGGAAAAGCAGCAGUAAACCAGGUGGUGUUUGACGAUGCAUGCCUGAUGGCAGAUGUAAACAAUAUUUUGAAAUCAUCGUAGGACUUUCCCCUUGUAGUACUUAACUUAUCCUCAUGAUUAAGUGAGUGUGAUGGACACUUGUUUAGCUCUCUCUCUGUUUUUUUAUUUUAUUGUUAAUGGAGUGUAAUUGAUGAAUCUUUAAUAUGGUUUGGUGCUAUCUCUCAUCUUAA